This is a messenger RNA of Arachis ipaensis, 574 nucleotides long. The record is from RefSeq and is a predicted model, not a curated record. NCBI's taxonomy places the organism in Eukaryota, Viridiplantae, Streptophyta, Magnoliopsida, Fabales, Fabaceae.
CUUGCCAUCACCAGCGCUGAAGCAAGGUCACAUCGCCAUCAGAUUUGAAGCCGUUGAGGAGCUGAACGCUCGCGAGGGAGAGGACAAACACGAGGAGAGCUUGUGCGCGAAGGGUAGCACCGCUGUGUCUCUGUCGCGCCUUCAUCACUAUCGAAGCUGCACUUCGCGUCACCAUCGUUGUGCCUCCACCGAACCCGUCACACCGCUGCUGUUGCGAUGUCAUUACUCUCGCGAGGGAGAAGAGAUGCGUGAGGAAGGAAGCUCGCAGGGGAGAAAGAAGAGGCUGCCAGUGCCACCCGCUCUGUCACGUCUGAUCUCUGUUAUCACCGCGUCGUUGGCACCGAAGGUCCGCCGCCAUUGUUUCCAUCGCCUCCAUGCUUCAUGUUCAUCCUGCCAAUCAUUACUGUCUUUGUUCGGUAUUGCUGUCCUUAUCCGGAACCACCGAUGUCAUUGUUGUUGCUUCCCCAGAAGAACUGAGGUUACUGCUACUGUUCCGGCAGUACUAGCUAUUGUAAACUGGAAAGAGAAGGGGAUCGCCACAUUUAAAUUCAACGGUUUCGACUAACUGAGGUAG